CUCUCCCUUCCCAACUUUGUCUUCGAGCUGGCCGUAUAGGGGCCACAUUACACCCCCUGCGUCUUCACAUCACACAGGGAACUGCUCCCCUGGCGCACUACCAUGAUUACCCAUCCUUCAUCUGCGGCAACUAACACUCGCCACCACUCUUCUCCUCCUCCGCGACUCUCGUCACCAAAGCCGACUCGUGUCGUCGUUUCACUUUGGUCAGCUUUCUGGUCCUGUCCACAUAUCUGCCGCCCAGCGCCGCCGCCCUCUUCUCGUUCAUGGGCUCAUGUCCCGUCCGCUCGUUUGAUCUUCGCUUCUCCUGGUGCUAUACCACCACCACCUAUAUCCCGCUCCUUGUUCCUUUCCGCUGACUCUCCCCACAUUGCUUGAUCCCCAAUUCGGCUCUUCCGUUAUCCUCGACUUCCCAAUCACCAUUGUCACGCUCUCACACACACGGACCAUAUUCGACCAACGUCUGCACCCCGGCCGUCCCUUCCGAGAGACCUUGACCCCCGAGAGACCAGCCUUCCCUGUCGCUCUCCAUAUC
Bipolaris sorokiniana ND90Pr is the source of this 535-nucleotide messenger RNA. RefSeq lists its product as uncharacterized. The record is from RefSeq and is a predicted model, not a curated record. The coding region runs from base 103 to 378 and encodes 91 amino acids. The transcript has a single exon. Lineage: Eukaryota; Fungi; Ascomycota; Dothideomycetes; Pleosporales; Pleosporaceae.